This is a messenger RNA of Penaeus vannamei (Pacific white shrimp), 987 nucleotides long. NCBI's taxonomy places the organism in Eukaryota, Metazoa, Arthropoda, Malacostraca, Decapoda, Penaeidae. The record is from RefSeq and is a predicted model, not a curated record.
AUGCCGAGGGAGCGCUUUGAGCAGAUUUCCCGAAACCUGCAUUUUGUUGACAACGAGGAGGUGCAGGCAGAUGAUGACAGACUCUGGAAGGUGAUUGAUCUGUUCGGGGAGCGAUUCAGGUCGGUGUUUGUGCCGAACGAGAACAUAUCCAUCGGCGAGACGCUGUGGAAAUUUCGUGGACGCCGCUCCUUCUCCACGUGCGAACCAGGCGAGAGGGCCAGGUUUGGGUCAAAUGUAAACUUUCAGCCAGCGAUGGCCCGUGUGCUGGCUAUACAUCGGUUUUCAAGAUCUACACUGGAAAACCGGCGCAGUGGGCACCGUGCGGCUGAAUCGGCGCCACAUGCCGAAGGAUCUGAAGGUGGAACGCAGAAGAGAUGUCGACUUCCGGAGCUCCAGAACCGGCAUGCUCGCAUUGACGUGUCCGUUCUCAGUACCGUCCAUACAUCAGCCCUGGAAUUGGUGGAGAGAGGAUGGGGACCCCAGGUCAGCAAACCCCAAUGCAUUGUUGACCACAACGCCGGCAUGAAAGGUGUUGGUCUGGGCGACCAGUUGGCCAGCCCCUACCCGCCAGUACGAAGAUCGAUCAAGUGGUACAAAAAGUUGUUCUUCUACCUGUUUGAUUUAGCGACAGUCAACGCGCAUAUCAUAUACAAGUACCUGGACCACCGGAGGCAACAGGUGGACUUCCGGCUUGACCUCGGCAAUGCCAUCAUAGAGGAGCAUCACCCAGACGUGGAUCCGUACGGGCCGGCGAGUCUACCUUCGCCUCCGCGGCUGCAGGGCGGGACGCGGCAUGCGGUUCGGGAGACACCAGGCCGGCGCUACAGAAGGUGUCUCUUGUGCUACCGGGCAGGGAGGCGUAAGAUGACACGCACUAUGUGUCCCGUGUGUCAAGUGUCACUCUUGCACACGGAUGACAAGGCGAAAACAAGACACGUUAUUCUUGGAAACGUAUUUUCCUUUGACAAGAAAUACAGUAACCGUUAA